AUGCUGCCGUCCGGAGCAGUGGAAGAGGAAGAAGAAGAGGCGCAAGGGCCAAGAAAACACACGAAGAAGAAAAAGAAGAAGGACAGAGCGACGGCAGCGAAGAAGAAGAAACAGAAGAAGAAGGAGGAGGAGGAGGAGGAAGAGGAGGAGGAAGAUCAUCAUCAACAACAACAACAACAGGAGCAGGAGGAGCACGAGGAGGAGGAGGAGGAGGAGAGCGUGGACCCGGACCUGGUCUUGCUGCGUGGGAUCUUCAAACUGAAGAAGAAGAGUCACGACGUGCUGCUGACCCGGACCAGGCUGACCUGGACCCCCAUCGUCCCCGAGACCCCGACAGGUCAGAGCACUGUGGUGCGUUCAGGUGCCCUGCUGCUGAAGGACGUGUUUGCGGUGAGGGUGAAGCGGCGGCGGGCGGCGGGCCAGCAGACAGGGGGCGCUGUACUCGGCCUCGCUCUGUUCUGUGGCCGCAGGAGAGGCAGGAGGCUGGAGGAGGAGACGCUGCACCUGAACAACGCCUCCGUGGAGCACACACACACCUGGUUCAACACCGUGAAGGAGCUGCUGGCAGCCUCCAAGCGUCCCAGGUCUCUGAAGGUGCUCAUCAACCCCUGCAGCCACAAGAAAGAAGCCGUGCACAUCUACAGAGCGCACGUGGCCCCGCUGUUCAAGAUGGCCGACAUCCACACCGACAUCACCAUCACAGAGAAGAAGGGUCACGCUCUCUCCGUGCUGAAGGAAUGCAAACUGGACGAGUUCGACGGCCUGGUGUGUGUGGGUGGGGACGGCUCGGUGGCUGAGGUGUGUCACGCUCUGGUCCUCAGAGCUCAGCUGGACGCCGGCUCACCUGAGACACCUGAGAGAGCGACACUACCGCUGGGCAUCAUCCCUGCAGGCUCCACAGACGUGGUCUCCUGUUCGGUUCAUGGGGUCAGAGAUCCGGUCACUGCCGCCCUGCACAUCAUCCUGGGUCACCUGCAGCAGGUGGACAUGUGCAGCUUCAGUUCUCUCGGCCGAUUGGUCCGUUUCGGUUUCUCUGCCAUGUUCGGCUUUGGGGGGCGGAGCUUAGCGCUGGCGGAGAAGAAAAGGUGGAUGUCGUCAUCGCGGCGGCGAGAGUACGCUCUGGUCAAAACACUGGCCAAACUGAGACCGGAGGAGUGUGAGCUGUCUUUUCUACCAGCGAAGAAGACAGACGGGAACCUGUCAGAGCAACGAGACCAGGACCCGGACCCGGACCCGGACCCGGACCCAGAGCCAGGUGAGACAGAGGGGGAGGAGUCCUGGACGACCAAUCAGGGCCUGUAUCUCAGUAUCAGCAUCAUGUCCAUCCCCUGUCUGAGUCCACACGUCCCCCGCGGCCUGGCCCCCAACACCAGGCUGGCCAAUGGCAGCGCAGCGCUGAUCGCCGUGGGCAACACGUCCAGGUCAGAGUUCAUCAGACACCUGAAGAGGUUCAGCAGCUCCAGCGGACAGUUCAGCUUCUCAUUCGUGGAGGCGCAUGCCGUGUCGGCGGUGAGGCUCCGCCCCCGCGCUCUGACUGGCUGGCCCGAGGAGGAGAAUGAGGAAGAGGGGGAGUCCAAAAGCACGCCCAUCAUCCAAUCAGAGCGAGCCUUCCCCUGGAACAUCGAUGGGGAGCUGGUGGAGAUCGCUAACGAGGUGCUCGUUAGGGUCCACCCCGGGCUCAUCACUCUGUACGGGGAGGACGUGGACGAGGCCGAGGAGCCCAUCGUUUCCUGCAGCUGCAUCUGAACCAGCAGGGGGCGCCACGCCGCCACUCCGCCCGCUCCCUCUGACAGCCGCUCUGGGGGAUGACGGUUGCCAUGGUGACCUGGACCAUGUGAGGUGUUUUGGAGGCGGUGCGGCCGCAGAGCCGAGCAGCCGACCUGCCGCCUGUUUUAUUGAUCUGGAUUAUUUUAAUCCAGAUUUAAACCCAGAUCUUAAAACAGAUGAAGUAUCUUCAGUGUCUUGGAUUAACAUGUUUAAAAAACAGAAACCAGAAACCCGACUCACUGCCACUGUUAAAUAUGAGUAUCGAUAUAGAUCUAUAGAAGCCCCGCCCACUUCAGUGGUGCAUUACUAAUAUUUCCAUGGUUACGAUGCUGAGAUCUGC
Messenger RNA from Myripristis murdjan (pinecone soldierfish), 2107 nucleotides. RefSeq names its product CERK like autophagy regulator (gene cerkl). The record is from RefSeq and is a predicted model, not a curated record. The transcript is spliced from 14 exons. Gene Ontology annotation, molecular function: lipid kinase activity. Lineage: Eukaryota; Metazoa; Chordata; Actinopteri; Holocentriformes; Holocentridae. Bases 1 to 1746 code for a protein of 581 amino acids. Gene Ontology annotation, biological process: sphingolipid metabolic process; phosphorylation.